This is a messenger RNA of Solea senegalensis (Senegalese sole), 1776 nucleotides long. RefSeq names its product 1-phosphatidylinositol 4,5-bisphosphate phosphodiesterase gamma-2-like. The annotation marks the transcript as partial. NCBI's taxonomy places the organism in Eukaryota, Metazoa, Chordata, Actinopteri, Pleuronectiformes, Soleidae. Gene Ontology annotation, molecular function: protein binding; phosphatidylinositol-4,5-bisphosphate phospholipase C activity. The transcript has 11 exons. The record is from RefSeq and is a predicted model, not a curated record. Gene Ontology annotation, biological process: positive regulation of epithelial cell migration; phosphatidylinositol-mediated signaling; lipid metabolic process.
CACUACAGAGAGAACCCGCUCCGCUGCCAGGACUUCGAGCUUCGCCUCACCGACGCUGUCCCACAGCCCAACCCUCACCUGAGAGAAGGGUGGUUCUACAGUAACCUGAGCAGAGGUCAGGCGGAGGAUUAUCUGAUGAGGAUUCCCAGAGACGGAGCCUUCCUUGUCCGACAGAGAGAGGGAGAUCCAGACGCCUUCGCCAUCACGUUCAGAGGCGACGGUAAGGUGAAACACUGCCGGAUCAAGAAGGAGAGCAACGUGUUCCUGCUGGGCACCACCUCAGAGUUUGAGAGUCUGGUGGAGCUGGUCAGCUACUUCAAGGUGAAGCCACUGUAUCGCAAGAUCAAGCUACGAUACCCAGUCACCCCCGAGCUGGUCGACCGCUUCAGCACCGUGAAAGACUGCGCGUCUCUGUACGAGAUGAAGACGUACGUGGAGCCAAACGAGAUCGAGCUGUCGCUGCCCCAAAGAACAGUCAGAGCUUUAUACAGUUACCAGGCGAAGAGGUCAGACGAGCUCAGCUUCAGUAAAGGAGCUUUGAUACACAACGUGACAAAGGAGAACAACGGAUGGUGGAAAGGUGACCAUGGCGGAAAGAUUCAACAGCUGUUUCCAUCCAACUAUGUAGAGGAAGUUUCCAACUUUACACAACCUGACACCAAAAUACAGGAAAUGGAAGACAACCCACUUGGGGAACUAUGUAAGGGAAUUGUGGACAUCUCCAAGUGCAACAUCCAAAACUUGAAGAGUGGUAAGAAUGGGAAGCCUCACGUGUUGACGCUGCAGGACCUGGAGCAGGAGAGUGUGCAGUUUGACCUGGCUGCAGCUUCUGUGGAGGAGCUGUUCGAGUGGUACCAGGUGACCUGGGACAUUACUCAGAGAGAAAUCAGCAAACAGUACAGCAGGGAACAAGAGAUGAGGCAGCAGGUGGAGGUGGAGAAGAAGGACGAGGUUGCCAGGGAGAUGUCGGAGCUGGUGGUCUACUGUCAACCACGCAGCAAAGAGAAGGACCGCUUCGACAGUUACAGCUACAAAGAAAUCCGCUCCUUUGUGGAGAACAAGACUCCAGGGAAGAGCCGCACCAAGGACUUCCUGCAGUACAACAGCAAGGCUCUGAGUCGCGUUUACCCCAAAGGCCAGCGUGUGGAGUCGUCCAACUACGACCCUUACCCACUGUGGGCCGUCGGAUGUCAGAUGGUGGCGCUCAACUUCCAGACUGCAGAUAAAUACACCCAGUUGAACAGCGCCCUCUUCAGUUUGAAUGGAAGCACAGGUUACGUGCUGCAGCCGGAAUUCAUGCGCUACGACGCCUACGACCCUCAUCAGGAGAAGAACAAGGUCAAGUACAACAUCGGAAUCCGGGUACGUUUGCAUGCGCACACACACGCACACACACACCAUGGUUAGACUGUACUAUUUCUGCGGCGAAAUUUUGAUGGCAGCUGCUUCUUGCUGCCAAUUUUGGGUGACAAAGUGGUACUUUGAUGGAAUCAGCCUUUAAAACUCCAAGUUUUAUAGGAGGGAGAGAGAGACUCACUAGCCCCUCCCCAUUUAAAAUCACCCUCGUCUUGAUUUUUCCAAAACUCCAAAGCAGAGCUUGGACCAGAACUCUCUGCACUUUUAGGUGAUUUUAAGAAAAACUGCAAGUCACAUGAAAAUGAAAACAACACACAAGGUUAGACGACAACCAAUGCAACCUGUUUAUGUAGACAUUUUCUGAGUAAGUUGGAAAUUGUGGGCCGGAGAACCUACGCACAAAAUACACACUCAUUAUAA